Corticium candelabrum is the source of this 2496-nucleotide messenger RNA. Its product is annotated as DNA replication licensing factor mcm5-like. The record is from RefSeq and is a predicted model, not a curated record. The transcript is spliced from 17 exons. NCBI's taxonomy places the organism in Eukaryota, Metazoa, Porifera, Homoscleromorpha, Homosclerophorida, Plakinidae. Gene Ontology annotation, biological process: double-strand break repair via break-induced replication; DNA replication initiation; DNA replication. Bases 49 to 2250 code for a protein of 733 amino acids. Gene Ontology annotation, molecular function: ATP binding; 3'-5' DNA helicase activity; single-stranded DNA binding. Gene Ontology annotation, cellular component: nucleus; MCM complex.
GUCGAUUUCGCGGGAACUUCUUUGGUGGGUGUGAAGCUGCUCUUGUCAAUGGCAGAACCAGGCUUUGACGACCCGGGCAUCUUCUUUAGUGAUCCUCUCGGCUCAGAACAACAUGAAGACAACGAAUCAGAGGACAGACGAUCAGCAUAUCAGCACCGUUUCGCAGAUUUCAUUCGUAACUUCGUAGACGAGCAACAUACAUUUAAAUACAGGGAACAGCUGAAGCGAAAUUACAACUUAGCGCGCUUUAGGCUUGACGUCGGUUUGCAGGAUGUGAGCGCAUUCGAUGAGGAUCUCGGUGAAAGAUUGAACAGGCAACCAGCGGAAUACUUACCACUGUUUGAAAAUUCUGCUCGUGAGGUUGCUGAUGAAAUCACGAGGCCUCGGCCUGUAGGUGAGGAGGAUGUUCAGGAUAUUCAAGUGAUGCUAAAAUCAGAUGCUUCCGUUCAGCAUGUGAGAGAGCUGAAGUCUGAUCACAUGGCUCAUCUUGUCAAAGUGUCCGGUAUCAUCAUCAGUGCAUCUGGAAUUCGUGCUAAAGCUACAAGAAUCACACUUCAGUGUCGCAGUUGCAGAAACUUUCUACCAAACAUUGCAAUCAAGCCGGGAUUGGAGGGAUAUGCAAUACCAAGGAGAUGCCCAAAUGAGACUGCUGGCCAACCAAAGUGCCCAGUUGAUUCAUUCUAUAUUGUUCCAGAUAAAUGCAAGUGUGUAGACUUUCAGGUACUAAAACUUCAAGAAAGUCCCGACUCUGUUCCUAACGGUGAGAUGCCUAGACACAUGCAACUGUAUGUGGACAGAUAUCUUGUGGAUCAAGUAGUGCCUGGCAAUCGUGUGACGGUCAUUGGUGUCUACUCCAUUCGGAGAGGAAUAAAAUCAUCACGAGGUCGUGAUCGAAUAUCUGUUGGAAUUCGUCGUCCAUAUCUUCGUGUCGUUGGAAUCUCUGUUGAGAGUGAAGGUUCAGGCAGAAGUAGUGAUGCUCCGGUUACUUCACAGGAGGAAGCUGAGUUUCGUAGCUUGACUGCUCAUCCAGACAUUUAUGAGACAAUUGCUGCAAGCAUAGCUCCUUCUAUUUAUGGAAGCAAAGAUAUCAAGAAGGCCAUUGCUGCGUUGUUGUUUGGUGGGUCUCGUAAGCGUCUUCCUGAUGGUCUCACACGACGUGGUGAUAUCAACAUGCUACUACUGGGAGAUCCAGGAACAGCUAAAAGUCAACUCUUGAAGUUUGUUGAAAAGGCAUCUCCAGUUGGUGUGUACACAUCUGGGAAAGGAAGCAGUGCAGCAGGGUUGACAGCAUCAGUGAUAAGAGAUGCAUCAACGAGAAAUUUUGUGAUGGAAGGUGGUGCGAUGGUGUUGGCAGAUGGGGGUGUGGUUUGCAUUGAUGAGUUUGACAAAAUGAGAGAAAACGAUCGCGUGGCUAUUCACGAGGCUAUGGAGCAGCAGACAAUAUCGAUUGCGAAGGCUGGAAUAACGACGACGUUGAACUCACGCUGUUCUGUUCUUGCUGCUGCUAACUCAGUGUUUGGACGUUGGGAUGAUACAAAGGGAGAAGCGAACGUCGACUUUAUGCCAACCAUUUUGUCUCGAUUCGAUAUGAUUUUCAUAGUCAAAGAUCAUCACGAUGAAGACAGGGAUAUGACUCUUGCUAAACAUGUGAUGCGGGUGCAUCUCAAUGCAGCGCAGACAGUUGAGAGUCAACCUGCAGGAGAAAUUGAUAUCAAUGUGCUCAAGAAGUUGAUUGCAUAUUGCAGAAGUAAAUGUGGACCUCGAUUGUCAGUUGAGGCUGCUGACAAACUGAAAAAUAGAUACGUGUUGAUGAGGAAUGGAGCUAAACAACAUGAAAGAGACACAGAGAAGAAGACGAUGAUACCAAUUACUGUCAGACAACUUGAGGCUGUCGUUCGUAUUGCUGAGUCACUUGCAAAGAUGUCUCUCAGUCCGUUUGCGACAGAAAGUCAUGUUGAUGAAGCAUUGAGGCUCUUCCAGGUGUCAACACUAGAAGCAGCAAUGUCUGGAACUCUUGCUGGUGCUGAGGGUUUUACUCGGGUUGAAGAUCAGGAAGAAAUUCGUCGGGUUGAGCGGCAGCUUAAGCAACGAUUUCCUAUUGGAUCUCAAGUUUCUGAACAAAGAAUUAUUCAGGACUUUCUCAAACAGAAAUAUUCUGAAAAAGCCAUCACAACAGUCAUUCACAUUAUGCUGAGGAGAGGAGAGCUGCAACAUCGUAUGCAGAGGAAAGUUCUCUUUCGAGUACGCUAGACCCUAGUACAUAAUAGAAGUAGAAGACAGACACUCAUAGAAGAGUCUUAGACGUCAAUGUCAUUUGCUGUUGUCACAUUGUGAAACGGUUUUGAAUUGUUUUUGAAUAUUGUCUGAGUUAACGAAGCAAUUUGCUAUUCACUAUGAAUGCGUCACAUGUCAGACAGUUGAUGGAUAAUAAGUCAAUGUAUGUGUGUGUCUUGCUUGUUGAGCUGUCACAUUUGACUGUGGAGAGAGAAGAAUUGU